Ostrea edulis (European flat oyster) is the source of this 1759-nucleotide messenger RNA. RefSeq lists its product as uncharacterized. The coding region runs from base 405 to 1517 and encodes 370 amino acids. The transcript has 4 exons. The record is from RefSeq and is a predicted model, not a curated record. NCBI's taxonomy places the organism in Eukaryota, Metazoa, Mollusca, Bivalvia, Ostreida, Ostreidae.
AGUGAUACUGAUAUCAGGAGUGAUAAGUUUUACUUAGAAACGUCUGAAAAAUAUAAGAGAUCUCUGUAACAAUAACAUGCCAGAAAAAUCCGUCAGCUCCAAAUAGAUUUGUUCAUACUUUGAAGGGGAAAAACUUGUUCAUUCUUCGAAAGUGAAAUUGAUCAGGUUGCGAAAAAGGACUUGUUCGAACAAUAGAAAAGCUGUAAAUUAAUUAUCUGAAUCCGUCGAUGAAACAAAGGUGACUUCCGUCAAACAGAUGAGAGACUCUGAAGUAAUUUAGAGGAACACAAAGAAAUCAAGAAAGUGUGUGAAUACGCCAAUCUACAAAAUCGUGAAAUCUGUGUCAAUUUGGAUGAAGUAGAGUUUGGAGUCAUUAUCCGAGCAGUCCAGGGACAGAGCAUAAAAUGAUGAGGGAUAUUUUGCCUUUAUUCAAUACAUCAUUGUUUAAAUACGCCCAACACAUUGUUGUGUUUGCUAUCAUCACAAGUCUGCAUGUAAAUAUCAUCAGUGGGUGUGUGAAGCACGGAAAACGAGGCGAGUGCUGCACGAAUUUUUACCAUCACAAUGGUGGAUGCAUUCCCUGCCCUAGCGGUUCCUAUGGAGAUAACUGUUCCACUACUUGUCCAUACCCGUCUUGGGGGGAGAACUGUCGUUUCCAGUGUAAUUGUAGUGCGGAUGAAGUUUGUAGUCCCCAUAUAGGGUGUGUCAAAACAAGUACCGCGUCCACUUCUACAACAAGUACCGAAGCAGGAAACGACAUGAAGUCAAUUCAAAAAUCCCCAAAAGUCGAAACAAAAUCAACGAGAAAUCCUAACAGUUCAAAAGUAGACGAAGUAUAUCCUGUUCCUACGGAUAUCAUUCCUACCUUAGCAGUGGUAUCCAAGGAAACAAAUUCUGUGACUCCUAAGUCAGCUUCUGGAGGUAAGUCACAAACUUUGCAGGUCAUCAUAAUCACAGGAUCUGUAUUAUCUUUAUUUCUGAUUAUUAUAAUAAUUAACCAGAUUCACGGAAAACUGAAAAAGCGUAGGAAAAACAUUUCUGCAAGCAAAAAGCCCAAGCCCUCGGCUACAAACGAAGCAGAGGAAGAGCUUUAUGUAGAAAUAAACGAGUCUGGCAUGCUGGAAAAUAUUUCAAGAUACGACAAAAUCGAGUCGCAACCGUCAAUAAAACAACAAAACUCAAACGGAGAUGUUUCGAAAAUUGAAAUCAAUAAUGAAACAAAACCAAUGCUUCCAAAAUUAAGAAAUGAAGUCAUUGGUACAAAAUCAGAAGAACUUAGUAUUAGACAAGAAGAUGAAAGUUUGGAAGAGAGACGUUCAGUUUAUCUGGAUGUUGUGACAGACAAUCUUAAUGAAUCCCCAGAUAAUUCUUACCUGAAACCAGUCUGUAUGUUAAACACGUAUAUAGACGUGAUAGGUUCGCCACCAAAAGGGAUGUCAGAAAGCGGAAGUCGGACCGAGUGUCACACCUUUGAAGUGGAAAGUCCAUCGAUCUGUCAAAGAGAGCUAACCAGUUAAAUGGACACAUAUCUUGAAGUUAUCCAUGAGUAGAGAUAAUUCACAUAUGUAUUUUGAUUUUUAAUCUUGUAUGACAAAUACUUGUAAAAACUUAUGUGGAUCAACAUCUACUAAUACAGAUUAAACGUAACUUUCAACGAUAAAAACGAGAUCAAUCUUGUGAUUGUAUUAUCUGAAACUGUCACCUACUUGAUUUACAUUUUAUAUCACUUAGACUAUAAUAACGUUCUUACAAAUAGCGA